AUGGGCUUGGUCGUUUAUUUACUGUUAUUGUGGUCGCAAACGAUAGUCGACGCGUUUCCAUUGAGUGCAGCGUUGCACGGUGCAGUCCUUAAUGCGCGACGAUGCCCACCAUUAAGCGAUGUCGCGUCGCUGAGUUUCGCCGAACCGCCGCAUGUUGUUGUAAGGGACGAGGAACAGUUCGCGUGCAAACGACUGGUCGAAUGUGAUGUGAUGACGUCACCGCCGGAGGUGGGUUUUAAAAUUUUUGAAAGUUUUAAAUUUUUUUAAAUUUUUAAAUUUUUUUUAAAAAUUGCCAUUUUAUGUUAUACGAAUGUCAAAAUUACCUGUUUUUGACUUUUUACUAUUUAAAAAAAAUCUUUUGCCGUACAGUGCAGAACUAAGAAAACUCAUUGCACAGUGCAAUUCUCAUUUAUAUAGGAAUUUUGGCCUUGCACUGUGCAGAGCUUAUUUAUAUAGCAAUUUCGCCCUUGCACGGUGCAAAAUAUUAAAAACACGUGAAUUUUUAAAAAUGGUCAGUUAAAAAUUUCUGCAAAUUUAGGACAUAAAAAGAAAAGUCAAAAUAAAUUAUUAGGGCGUGGGAAUUGCAAAACUACGUGUUAAUUAGAAAUCUUUUUAACGUUUAACUAGUCACCAAAUCACACCUGUUUAAGAUGUUGUAAAAGUUCAAAUUGUACUGUAUUUUAAUUUUAUUGUACUUUGAAAUCCUUUUUUUACAUUUUGAACUUAAAAUCUUUUGUUUUUAGUUAAGAAUUCGGUAUGAAAUGACGUUUUUCGAUCAAAAAAUGGCAUUUUUAGAAAAAAUCCAUGAUUUUUUGUACUUUUUAUGCCAUUUCUAAUCGAAUACCCAAAAUUAUCGACUAAGUUCAACAUGGCCUAUAAACUUUGGGUUGGGAUGUUUGUUCAGGCGUUUUCUAAUUUGGAAUUCCGCGCCUUUUGACAUCAUCAACCGGCUUUAAUUUAGCUCCAAUCUGCUGUCUUUUCCCACCGGAAAUGAACUGCAUCGUGCGGUCCAAAAAACCAAAAAAAGUCGAGAGUUAAGGUCAGAUGCACCCAAAAUUAUGGUAAUACUUGAGAUUUUUUGGGAUUUAUGCUACAAAAAUGGCAAGAACUUUCUUUACAAAGUCAAAAAUGGCAAGAAAUUUUGUUCCAAAACAAGAAUGGCAAUAACUUUCUUUACAGAACACAAAAUGGCAAGAACUUCCUUUACAAAGCAUAAAAUGGCAAGAACUUUUUUUACAAAACAAGAAAUGGCAAGAAGUUUCUUUACAGAACACAAAAUGGCCAGAACUUUCUUUACGUCCUGAUCGUAGCCCUAGUCCUAGCUUCAGCUCUAGCCUGAGGCCCUGCAAGCCCAAAUCUAACAUUAACCCUUAGGUCUGAGUCAAAGCCGAAGCAUAACUCAUAAUACAAUUCUAAACCUAAAGCUAAUCUUAAGCAUAAACUUCAGCAUUAACCUAGACGACUUACAUUACUAUCACAAUGAUAAUGAAUAUUACUUUGUACUGUUAUAUCCUACUCUACUCUACCCUACCCAGCCCUACCUUUUUUAAAACCUUCCAAUUUCAGACAAACGUCUACUGGUUCGUGAACCAAGAAAUGGUGCAUUCAGUAGCGCAACGUGACAUUACAUUGGAAGAGAAUCCAGAACAAACCAUUUUGGGCGUGAGUCAAACAAGGCAUCGAUUCUGUUUGGAUCCGUUCCUGAAGCCGGGCCAAGAAAACACAGUCAAGUGCCGAGUGCAGAGUAGUUGCAAGUCGGAUGUCAUCAUUGAGAGUCCGCCAUUAGUCACUAUGGGACCUUGUAAGUUGUUUUAAGCGCAUUUUUUAAAAGAUGUAAAAUCCAAUAAUUUUUGUGACUACAUGGCUUGAAAAUGCAUUAAAACAUUUGUUUUGGUAAGUUAGGGUUGUUAAAUGACUUUAUAAGUUAAUUUUAGGCAUUUUUGAAAAAAACGAUAAUUUUUGUGACAUUUCGUUACAGGUUUUUAAAAGUCACAAAAAGUAUUUUUUUAUGACUUUGGUUGAUUUUAUAACUUUUUAAGUGAUUUUUGGAUGUUUUAAUUAAUCGAUAAUUUUUAUGACAUUCCGUCACAUUUUAAAAUUUUGUGGUAUAACUGCCUUUCUUAAUUAAAAAUAGCUAAAUUAUUAUAAAAGACGUUAGUAUGUUGUGUUUUACACUCUAUAUUUUACUUUUCUGAUCUCGUUUCCUACAAUUCCAUUCAUACCCCUCAUUAACAAUGGCAAUGUGAACAAAAGACAACGUAGCCUACAUUCGGGCAUUUUUUUGUUGAAAACCAACUUUCUUUUGUCAAAUUAACACGUUUUUCACAAUUUUUGUGUGAAAUUACAACAGGAUACGUCGCAUGACAUACGACGGCGUUGAUUGUAGUCGGCGCACGAGUGAUAUUACUAUGGUAACCAUAGUAAUGUGAUGAGUACAAUUUUUGAGUAGCAUCCGAUGAUAAUUUUAACGAUUUCAAACUUUUUGACGUAAAACGGAAACGUUUUUUUAGUCGAAAAUGUACUUUUAAGUUUUCUCAACGAAAUUUGAAUUUUUAGCUUUGAAAAAAAUUUUUAAUUUUUUUUUAAAUUUUUGAAAAAAAACCCUUAAAAUUACUAAAGACACAUUGAAAAAGCACUUUUUCAAGCCCCCAAAUAUCAUAUUAAAAAUUGCCAAUCAUUCACAACUUUUUAUUUUUUUGAUCAAAUUUUCAACUUAAACAACAUAAAUAACAGUUGAUAUUGAAUACGAUAGCUUAGAAUAAAGUAAGAAAUAAUAAUUUUAUGUUUUUAGUUUAAACUCUUCAUUUUAUAAUGGCACAAUAAGUUAUCACUGUUGACUGCACCGUGCAACGUUUUUUCGGACUGCACGGUGCGAUCCUUUUUUUGUUGAUUUAAUCAAUGUUUUUGAGGUUUUUUUGGGGGAAAAAUUAAAGUACUCGUAUUUUACAAAAUUAAAAAAUUUUUAGAAUAGUUUUUAAGCCUAAAUUUUAAAAAAAAUUUUAUUUUAAUUUUGUAAAUUUUUAACUUUUUGAACUCUGAAUCUAAGCCUCUUUACUGAUAUAUGAUUCUGUAAUAGUAUAAAUCAGACCAGUACCGUACAAAAUGUAGGGUAGGGAAGAGUAGGGUAGGGUAGGGAAGGGAAGGGUAGGGUAGGGUAGGGUAGGGCAGGGUAGGGUAGGGUAGGGUAGGGUAGGGUAGGGUAGGGUAGGGUAGGGUAGGGUAGGGUAGGGGUAGGGUAGGGUAGGGUAGGGUAGGGUAGGGUAGGGUAGGGUAGGGUAGUGUAGUGUAGGGAAGGGUAGGUUAGGGUAGGGUAGGGUAGGGUAGGGUAGGGUAGGGUAGGGUAGGGUAGGGGUAGGGUAGGGUAGGGUAGGGUAGUGUAGUGUAGGGAAGGGUAGGUUAGGGUAGGGUAGGGUAGGGUAGGGUAGGGUAGGGUAGGGUAGGGUAGGGUAGGGUAGGGUAGGGUAGGGUAGGGUAGGGUAGGGUAGGGUAGUGUAGUGUAGUGUAGGGAAGGGUAGGUUAGGGUAGGGUAGGGUAGGGUAGGGUAGGGUAGGGUAGGGUAGGGUAGGGUAGUGUAGGGAAGGGUAGGUUAGGGUAGGAUAGGGUAGGGUAAGACACGGAACGGCACGUCAAGCCAGGGCAACCCGUAUUACAAAAUUUUCAUACUACGUAAUUAAAAACGCCUGAGGGAUUAAAAAUGAUAGCCUAGAGUCAUACUUUAAAUUUUGUUUAAAAAUGCACAUAAUAUAAUAUCCCAGUACGUAUUUUACGUGCAUGAUGAUACACUCUUUAGCUUAUAGUACAUCUAAUGAUGUUAUACCGAGACAAUAAGCUGUAAAUUUAUCCUAUUUAAUAUGUAUUACUGUAAAAAACAAUGAAAGUCAUAAUAAAAAAUAAAUUUUGAUCUAAUUUUGGCAAGAACUUUCUUUACAUGCCAAAAAGUUGCAAAAACUUUCUUUACAAAACAAAAACGGCAAGAACUUUCUUUACAAGCCAACAAAUUUCAAAAACUUUCUUUACAAAACAAAAACGGCAAGAACUUUCUUUACAAGCCAACAAAUUUCAAAAACUUUCUUUACAAAACAAAAACGGCAAGAACUUUCUUUACAAGCCAACAAAUGGCAAAAACUUUCCUUACAAGCCCAAAUAUCUAAAACUUUCCAAAAAACACCCCCUAAACCCUGAAUUUUUCAGCCCAUGCCAACCCACCACUAACCAAAUACUCACCACAAGCCCCACUGAUCACAUUAGUAACGGCGACACGAAUGGAGAUUGCUGGUCAAUUCGUCCAAUUGUUCUGUCAUGCAACCGGUAAACCCAAGCCCAGCAUCGAAUGGAUGGUGCUGGACGACGUGGAGGAAGGCAAGGUGUAUCCUGUCUCGGCGUUCAAGGAAUUCAUUUAUGUAGGUUUCAGACUUAUUUGGUUACUUUUUUAUAUUUUUAAGCUUAAAAAUUUUAAAAAUAUUGCACGGUGCAAUCGGAAAUUCGAUUGCACAGUGCAAAAUUUUGAAAUUUACGUAAAAUUUUAAUUGAAAUAGAAAAAUGAUUAAAAAUGACUUUAAUGGGUUUAGAGUAAGCCUGAAACUAUACUGUUAACAUUUUAUUAUCAGAUCGUUAAAAUUGUCCAUAAACCAGGGAGUUUAAUAUUUCGGACCGUGCAAGCCAAAUUUUGACUGCACAGUGCAAUUUUUUUAAAUUGGUGUAAAAUUUGUAUUGGAAUAGAAAAAUGAGUAAAAAUGACUUUCGCGAGUUUAGAGUAAGCCUUAAGUCAUACUGUUAACAUUUUAUUAUCAGAUCAUUGAAACCGGCCGAAAAACAGUAAAUUAAAUAUUCUGCACCGUGCAAUCGAAAAACUGACUGCACGAUGCAAAAUUAGUCUGAAAUCAUAUUGUAAAAAUUUCAAAUCGAUAACUUUUAUAUUACUCUCGUUAUGAGAAUGUCAAAUCGAUUGCACCGUGCAAAACAUAAAUUCUUGGCACUGUGCAAAAUUUUAAAAUCUUUUUGUAAAAUUCAAAACAAAUGUUUAAAUUUUAAAAACUGAUUAAAUCACAUUAAAAGUAGUCUAAAAUCAUAAUGUAAAAAUUUCAAACAAUAGGUUUUAUAUUAAUCUUAUUAUGGACGUGUCAAAUCGACUGCACCGUGCAAUCAAAAAAACCUUUUGCCAGGUUUUUUGGGUAAAAACUCGAUUUUUUUCGCAUUUUUUAAUAAUUCUAUUAAAACUUUAAUGAAAAACAAGUAAUAUAAAGUAUUUACAAUUACAAAUUGUAAAUAAAUAUUAAUGUCACAUUAAAAGUGAACGGUCGAUGGCGUUAAUUUUUGAAUAAUUCAAGUUCAGGUGAAACGACAUAACAAAAAAGCAUCUGGCCGCGAUUUUAAUGCAUAUUCAAUUACAAAUCACUAUAAUAAGUAACAGUUUGCGAGACAAUUUGCGUAAUUUGUUUAUAUGACAAAUUGAAUGGACAUAUGAUAGGAAAUUCAAUUAGAGAUACAAUUUUAAUAGUGUAAAACGUAAUAAUUUUGUUAUACUGUGAUAUUUUGGAGUUUAAGAACACAUGAGUUUAGUUUUGGCAGUUCAAAAGCACAAAAAAAAGUUUUUUAGAUUUUGCACUGUGCAAUGAAUUUUCGGAUUGCACGGUGCAGUCAAUUUGACAUGCCCAUAAUGAGGUUAAUAUAAAACCUAUUGUUUUGAAAAUUUUACAGUAUGAUUGUAGACUAAUUUAAGUGUCAUUUGACUAGUUUCUAAAGAUUUAAAAAUUUUUUUAAAUUUUAUAAAAAUUUUAAAAAAAUUUUGCACAGUACAAAGAAAUUAUGGAUUGCACAGUGCAGUCUUUUUAGCUUUGAAAUCUUAAAAUUUGAAACAUUUUAUACUAACCAUGCCCCUUCUUUCAGAUGCUAGAAGGCGGCGACAUUUUAAUAAACACAGCCGCCACCGACCGUGCCUCCAUCACGCUACAAUGCAACGCGAGUAACGAGGACGGAUACGACGCGGCCGAAUCGUCUUUGAUCAUUCUAGCGGCCAACGAAUAG
Molecule: messenger RNA, 6024 nt
Organism: Bursaphelenchus okinawaensis
Lineage: Eukaryota; Metazoa; Nematoda; Chromadorea; Rhabditida; Aphelenchoididae
Source: the annotation of a GenBank genome assembly